Messenger RNA from Psammomys obesus (fat sand rat), 4666 nucleotides. It is a transcript of the gene Znf496, whose product is annotated as zinc finger protein 496. Gene Ontology annotation, cellular component: nucleus. NCBI's taxonomy places the organism in Eukaryota, Metazoa, Chordata, Mammalia, Rodentia, Muridae. The transcript has 10 exons. Bases 400 to 2160 code for a protein of 586 amino acids. Gene Ontology annotation, molecular function: RNA polymerase II cis-regulatory region sequence-specific DNA binding; DNA-binding transcription factor activity, RNA polymerase II-specific. Gene Ontology annotation, biological process: regulation of transcription by RNA polymerase II. The record is from RefSeq and is a predicted model, not a curated record.
UUUCCUUUCCGCGGCGGCCCGGCCUGCGCGGCCCGCCAACCGGGACGCUGCGCAGCGGCGUCUCCAUUCGCUCCCAAGCCCAGCUGAUGCUUCCUAGAUGAUCCCAAGACAGGGUUGGCCUGGCCAGGGACCGAGUCUGGCUCAUGCAAGAGGAGCCGCCUCGGCCGAGACAGCAGAGAGAUCGGGCUGGAAGGUGAGGACCUGCUGCCCUGCUGUCCCAGGCUUCGCGGCGAAGAGCCAGCAAAUCUGAGAGAGUUUCAAUUUGUGAAGACGUCAGGAACAAAGACAGUUACUUUGGCUCCAGAGUUUCAAGAUUGUGGCCUGCUGGGUCUAUAUCCUCCAGGAGGACCUAUUCACCAAAGGGUCGUCUUCUGCUGCUGACCCCCAUCAAAUCCCAUCAUGCCCACAGCCCUGUGCCCUCGAGUCUUGGCUCCAAAGGAAAGCGAGGAGCCCAGGAAAAUGUGGAGUCCUCCUGGAGAGAACCCCAGCCCUCAGGGUGAGCCUCCCAGCCCAGAGUCCUCUCGACGCCUCUUCCGCCGGUUCCGGUACCAGGAGGCCGCAGGCCCGCGGGAGGCCCUGCAGCGCCUCUGGGAGCUGUGCCGGGGCUGGCUUCGGCUCGAAAGGCACACAAAGGAGCAGAUCCUGGAGCUACUGGUGCUGGAGCAGUUCCUGGCCAUCCUGCCGUGGGAGAUCCAGAGCUGGGUGCGUGCCCAGGAGCCUGAGAGCGGAGAGCAGGCUGUGGCUGCUGUAGAGGCUCUGGAACGGGAGCCAGGGAGACCCUGGCAGUGGCUCAAGCACUGUGAAGACCCUGUGGUGAUUGACGAUGGCGAUGGGCCUGGGCCUCAGGACCCUGAACAAGAAGGAAUGUCGGCAGAGUCCCAGAGCAGCCCUGAUGCCCAGCCUGUGGCCCUAGCGCAGGGCCCAGGGCUCCUAAGCAGACUGCCAGGCCAGCCUAAUGAGGACCCAGUUCCACAAGAUGCUUUCGUUGUUCAGGAGCAGAGUGUGAGGGAAGCCCAGCCGGUGACCACUUGUCAGCUGCCCCCGAAUCGAGUGUCCCCAUUUAAGGACAUGAUCUUAUGCUUCUCAGAAGAGGACUGGUCCCUUCUAGACCCAGCACAGACUGGUUUCUAUGGAGAAUUCAUCAUUGGAGAAGACUAUGGGGUCUCCAUUCCUCCAAACGACUCUGCACUUCAGCCAAACCUCUCACCUGAAGAGGAGACCGGGCUACGGGUUAUGGAGCUGACAGACCUCCAGGGAAAAGAAGCACCCCAGGCCUCCUGCUUAGACCUUCCCAGCCUCCAGACAUUCCAAGGAGAAGAAAAAAAGAAACGGGAGGAGCUGCAGGUGCCAGAGCCGCAGUCCUGCCAGCAGGUGGCGCCCAGUCAGAGUCCUUGUCCAGCAGGAGGUGACCCACCACCCCUCAAGAACAGCCUGGACCAGGAGGUGACCAUCGAGAUAGUGCUGUCCAGCUCUGGGGAUGAGGACUCCCAGCACAGCCCGUAUUGCACAGAGGAGCUGAGGAGCCCUACAGAAAACCCCCCCAGUCUCCCGACCUUCCGGAACAGCGCUGGGGCUGGGGCUGGGGCUGAGGCUCGAACCUCACCGAGGAAGUCUUAUGUGUGUCCAAACUGUGGGAAGGUCUUCCGCUGGAGGGUCAACUUCAUCCGGCACCUGCGCAGCCGCAGAGAGCAAAAGCCACACAAAUGCUCAGUGUGUGGGGAGUUAUUCAGCGACAGCGAGGACCUGGAUGAGCACCUGGAGACCCACGAGGCCCAGAAGCCCUACAGGUGCACUGUCUGCGGAAAGAGCUUCCGCCUCAACUCACACCUGCUCUCCCACCGACGGAUCCACUUGCAGCCAGCCCGACAGCAACCCAUGAGGAAGAGUGAGGAGGAUACAUUGGAGACCGAGGGCACUGGUGCCCGUGCCCUGCUGGAGAAAAGCAAGGCCAAGCUGGGCUUCCAGUGCGGGGACUGUGAGAAGAGGUUCCAGCGACACGACUAUCUGGUGAGACACCGCAGACACUGUCACCUGAAGAGUGAGGCCCGUCCCCUGCAGUGUCGGUACUGUGUAAAAACUUUCCGCCAGAACUAUGACCUCCUCCGCCAUGAGCGCCUGCACAUGAAGCGUCGCUCCAAGCAGGCCCUGAACUCAUACUGAGCAGGGUGUGGUCGCGCAAGCUAGCCCCUGCCCCAGCACAGAGCCCUCACCACCUGCCCUUUGCUCUCAGGUAGUGUCCAACUUCUGGUGCCAUGUCUCUUCCUCCCCAGAUAAAAAGUAGCCCCCUGAACAUUCCUUCUACUGUGCCAAAACCCAGGGAGGCGAGGCCACUCCAGCCUCAAGAUCUGCCUCUUAGAGACCUCCAGCCCUUAGAGACACUGGACUGUCCCUGUCCCAAUGUCUUCUAAGGUUGGCGUGUGUACAGUAGGGAGCCGGCCAAAAGCACUGACCCUGGCCUGUCCUCAGAAGUCAGCCUGAGGUCACUGUGUCCAGGGGAGCAUCCCAGAGACCCACAGAUGGCCAGGCCACUGACCAGAUAGGGAUCAGGAGGUCAUUUUAAAACAUUUUUAAAGUUUAUGCAUCUAUCCCAACUUGUCUUCUUUGUGCUCCAAAGAUCCUUCGUAAACGUGUGAUAGAAACUAACUGCCUGUCACUACUCACUCAGAUCCACCCCCACCCCACCCCCGUUCUAUCUAGGAGUUGAGAGCUUAGCCCUCGGGGCUCUGCUGCUGGUUGAGCCAAACCCUGGGACAGAAGCUUCUGUGAAGUCUUGUCCUUCAUGGGUAGUGACUCGUUUGUUUAGUUUCCUAGCACAGUUGUAACUAGUUCUAAGCACAGGCUCGUCUAACAGCACGUGGCAUUGUCACAGUUAUGGAAACUGCAGGCCAAGUCUGGUGUCAGCGGGGUUGGUUCUUUCUGAGGCUAGAAGAGGGAAUUGUCCUGGGGUCUGAUGGUCACCAACACUUGACUGUACCCCUGGGCUUAUACGAAGAUCUCCAUCUUCAUCUCCACUGUGUCAGUCUCCAAACUUAACCUUUUGUACAAGGAUCCCAGUCUUUAGGUUGGGGCUCACCAGGUCUGCUGCAGCAGAACCCCGCCUUCAUCUGGAGUGUCCAUUUCCAAAUACAGUCAUAUCCCGAGGUCCUAGGAGUAAGGACUUCAAUACUGGGGUUUGAGUGGACAUAGCCACAACUCCAGAUAAUUCCGUGGUGCUGUUGCUUUUCCUGCCUCAGAUGAACCAAUGCAAACUUGAGGCGGCUUGCUUGCCAUUCCUUUGAAUGUUGGGUUCAAUCCUAGUUCUGCUUUCUUCAUUGCUGCUGUCAUCUGCAAGGAAGAGUCUUCAUCCAUGGCCUUUAAUUCAGAGCCUGAGAUUCUAGGAGUGGUUGUUGGUAGGAAACCUCAAGCAAUCAAAAACAUGGUCUUACUGUCCUGGCACACUGGUGUUGGCCAGGUGACUGACUGGACCUGAGAACUGCAGCCAGGCUGGUUCUGUAGGCUGUGCCAGCUCUCAGCAGUCAGGAGGUCUGGGAAAAUGAAUUCAAGGCCUCUGGUGCUCUCUGUCCUGAUUUCAAAUCAAGAAGCCUCUAUUCCAGACCCUAUGAAAGAGUAUAAGACUCUAUGACAGUUUCCUUUUUUGCUCAGUGCAUUGCCCAGAAAUAGUAAAUGCAAUAAAAAAACAUUUGGUCACACCUUGGACAAGAAAUAAACUGUUGAAGCUCUUAGUUUCUAAAUGGCUUUCUUCUCUUCUUGUGUCUGGAAAGGGAGACGUUGGGUCUCUGUGGUCAAGGGAGGGAAGACUUGCACCCAGAGGCAAGUGUUUCUGUCCCCUGUCUACCCCUGCGCUCUUGCCUGAGGCUUCACAGAUACCUAAAGGGGGAGUGUGGUGCUAUUAACUUGUGCGCUUGACAAUCAGCUAAUACACAGAAGUACAGGGGUUAGGAAAGGGGGUAUCCCAACCGCACACCAAAUGCUGCCAGGGAGCCCUCACCGCUGCCCGAAGUCCACUGGGGGGUCACUUCUGCCUGCACUAGGAGCCCUGUGUGACGCAAAUCCCAGGUUUCUUCCUCUCAGGAGGAAACGGUUAACUGUCGUGAGGAGCGGUGGCAAACCUCCACUAAGCACCUGACUUUACUGGACCAGAUUGGUCUUCAUCUCCCUUCGGGCCUGCUGCUUGUCUGAAGCCUCAGCUGAGAACAGCCAAUUCACUUGUCUUCUCAUGUAGCCUGCAGAAGGCUGCAGGUUGGGACCCUACAUCUGAGAAGCCUCCUUCCAUGCGCUUGAUUCCUUGGCAUCCCAUAGCUGGCACAAGUGCAUUAUAAAGAUUCAUUGAACUGAGAUUCCUGUUAGACUCCACUCAACACAGGAUGAAGCUGGUUAUGGGAACACAGGUUUGUGAGCCCAGCAACUCAUGAUCUGGGGGCAAUCACCUACACAAGUUUCGGGGGUCCUAGAGAUUUGGCUCAGCAAUUAUGAGCAGUCUGCUCUCCCAGAGGUCCUGAGUUCAAUGCUGAACAACCACAUGGUGGCUCAUCCAUGCAUACUGGGAUCUGAUGUCCUCUUCUGGUGUGCAGGUGUACAUUUAUAAGUGCUCUCAGUUAUAUAAAUAAUCUUUAAAAAAAGAAUAAUGACUUUUACCAUGAAUGUAUUACUCGGUCUAAGAAAAAUA